AUGGCCGACGAUCAAGGAUCUGCUCGGAUCACUACUUCAGUAACACCCAAUGAUCCUACGCAUUUAUCCGACUCUCUAUCAAUAUCCAACGAUUCAUUUACCAUACCUUCAUUCAAUAUCGACAACAUUAAACUGGAAAAUGCUGAAGAUCCUAGAAAUUGGUCACCAGCGAGGAAAUGGAGUACAACUGCCAUCAUUUCAUUGAUGGGCUUCAUCUCUCCUCUUGGAUCUUCCGUCGUCGUUCCUGGCGCUCCUUUGAUGGACAGAUUCUUCUCUUUGCAUUCUCGUGAAUUAUCCCUCUUACCCGUCAGCUUUUUCGUUUUGGGAUUGGGAGUUGGGCCUUUUCUACUGGCGCCUGCAAGUGAAUUGAAAGGACGUCAUCCCAUCUUUCUUGUCUCGUGUUUCAUCUUUGUUCUAUUCAAUAUCGGAACAGCAUUUUCCUCCAACUAUGCUGCCUUGAACUUCUUGCGUUUCUUGGCUGGUGCUGCUGGAAGUACAGGUCCAAGUCUUGGCGCGGGAAGUAUCGGAGAUAUGUUCGCUCCCAAAGAGAGAGGAAGAGCUCAAUCUCUAUACGGAUUGGGACCAUUACUAGGACCGGUCUGUGGUGCAAUCGCAGGUGGAUGGCUUGUACAAUCGAUCAAUUCUUGGCGAUGGCUGUUGUGGUUUCUAACAAUCCUGUCUGCCGUUAUCGCAAUCAUUGUGACUUUAUUCCUUAAAGAAACUUUUGCACCUGUUCUUUUGCGCAAAAAGAUUCAAAGAUUAGCAAAGGAACAUCUCCGAUCGAUCGAAAACCUUCAGCCAACUGCCAUUCAACAUGUCGAUCAACUGGAACAACAUCGAAGAACACUUCUGAAGAGAUUCAUUGCAAUCUUUCUGCCCAGCCCGGAAUUGCGAAAACGCACACGUUUGGCAAUGUCAAGGCCAUUCCGCCUCUUGUUCGGAAAUCCAAUUUGUGCAAUCUUCAGUCUUUAUAUGGGUUUCAUUUAUGGAAUCAUCUUUUUAUUCCUCACUCAACAUCCACUUCUCUUUCAACGUCAUGAUCUAGAUGAAGAUCCCGCUUCGAGAAAUUUGCCAUCGUACGGCUUCAGUCCCGGUUUGGCAAGCUUGACGUAUUUAGGUUUAGGCCUGGGUUUCUUGGUGGCCGCUUCUGUCAAUGUCUUAUUGCAAGAUUCAAUUUAUGCACGUUUGGUACUGAACCGUGGUAGAAUUGGUUGGGUUUUGUUCAAAGACCGGGAAGAGAUUGUAAGACGAGCCCAAAGAAGACAAAUGGAGGAAGAAUCCAACGCGGAAAAGAAUGACGAACAUAGCACAAUAGACGUUGAGGGGCAACGACCCGCUUUGGUGGAAGGAAACUUCACUCAUGAUCAAUCAGCCACGAGCAACCAAACAGAUGGCCGACCAGAGUUUAGACUACCUCUAUGUUUGGUAGGAAUGAUUAUUCUACCCCUCGGACUUUUUGUUUUCGGAUGGACGGCAACCGCAAAGACACAUUUCAUGCUUCCUUUACUUGGAUCAUUUCUGGUUGGAGUUGGCAGUAUCCUUCCUUUUCAAGCUAUUUUGGUUUAUUUAGUGGAUGCUUUCAUCCCAUUCUCAGCUUCAGCAACUGCUUGUGCCGUUUUGGUACGAUGUAUUUUAGCAGCCGUCUUUCCUCUAUUCAGCGAAAAGAUGUUUGUAGCACUCGGAUUCGGUUGGGGAAGUACACUUUUGGCUCUGGUUAGUAUGUUAGCCAUUCCAGUUCCCAUUAUCCUUUUUUGGCGAGGGGAACAAUUACGUGAACGAUUCAAGUUCAAAGGAUAGCUUCAAUACCAAGUGCUAUCCUCUGCAACGAUGG
Meira miltonrushii is the source of this 1831-nucleotide messenger RNA. RefSeq names its product MFS general substrate transporter. Gene Ontology annotation, biological process: transmembrane transport. Bases 1 to 1797 code for a protein of 598 amino acids. Gene Ontology annotation, molecular function: transmembrane transporter activity. NCBI's taxonomy places the organism in Eukaryota, Fungi, Basidiomycota, Exobasidiomycetes, Exobasidiales, Brachybasidiaceae. The transcript is spliced from 3 exons. The record is from RefSeq and is a predicted model, not a curated record.